AUCAAACCCCCAAGCGGAAAUCGAGAAAAAAAAAAUAUUUCUUCAACAAAAUAAAGUUGUAACGCGGGUUAUCUUCCCAUCAAUAAAAAUAAUUAAUUUAUUCACACACACCAUUUUUCUCUUUCUUACUUUCUUCACAAUUUCAAAUUUCUGCUUUAUUUUUCAUCAGACAAAGAGAAAAAAUAAGGGGGCAAUUCCAAUUCAAACUUCCAAAUUCUUCUUCUUUUUCUCCAAAAAUGUCUGGUUACAGAGCAGAAGAUGAUUAUGAUUACCUCUUUAAAGUUGUUUUGAUUGGAGAUUCUGGUGUUGGGAAAUCCAAUUUACUUUCUAGGUUUACUAGAAAUGAGUUUAGCCUUGAGUCUAAAUCCACCAUUGGUGUUGAAUUCGCUACUCGUAGUUUAAAUGUUGAUGGAAAGGUUAUUAAAGCUCAGAUUUGGGAUACUGCUGGUCAAGAAAGGUAUAGGGCAAUUACCAGUGCUUAUUACAGAGGAGCUGUUGGUGCACUUCUUGUGUACGACGUUACUAGGCAUGCUACUUUCGAAAGCGUGGAGAGAUGGCUAAAGGAGCUAAGGGAUCACACAGAUCCCAACAUCGUGGUUAUGCUUAUCGGGAACAAAUCAGACCUUCGCCACCUAGUAGCCGUCUCAAUGGAGGAUGGGAAAACAUUUGCUGAAACAGAGUCGCUUUAUUUCAUGGAGACUUCUGCACUUGAAGCAACGAAUGUGGAGAACGCUUUCACGGAAGUUGUUACUCAGAUUUAUCGGAUUGUCAGCAAGAAAGCUAUGGAAGCCGGUGAGGAUGCUAAUGGUUCAGCUGUUCCAGCCGGUGAGAAAAUAGAUAUUGGCAAAGAAGUGUCUGCUGUGAAGAAAGGUGGUUGCUGCUCCAGUUGAGUAAGGUAUUUCCGAAAAUUAGAUUUUUAUUAGAUUGGUUUAAGAGCAAUUUUUUAAUUGGGUUGUUGAUGCUUCACAGUUUUUCUAUACACCUAAUAUGUAGUAUAAUUUUAUGAGAUAUUCCCAUCUUAGAAAGUAGUGGAUUAUAUGGUUUACUUCAUUUUCAAAAGAGUGUUCUUGAUA
Amaranthus tricolor (Joseph's coat) is the source of this 1073-nucleotide messenger RNA. Its product is annotated as ras-related protein RIC2. The coding region runs from base 237 to 890 and encodes 217 amino acids. Gene Ontology annotation, cellular component: endosome. The record is from RefSeq and is a predicted model, not a curated record. The transcript is spliced from 2 exons. Gene Ontology annotation, molecular function: GTPase activity; GTP binding. Lineage: Eukaryota; Viridiplantae; Streptophyta; Magnoliopsida; Caryophyllales; Amaranthaceae.